Messenger RNA from Aricia agestis (brown argus), 1996 nucleotides. Its product is annotated as KIF-binding protein. Gene Ontology annotation, molecular function: protein binding. Lineage: Eukaryota; Metazoa; Arthropoda; Insecta; Lepidoptera; Lycaenidae. The transcript is spliced from 2 exons. The record is from RefSeq and is a predicted model, not a curated record. The coding region runs from base 65 to 1867 and encodes 600 amino acids.
CAAAUACAAUAAAGUAAUUAAGUAAUCGAUUGUGUACUUUUAACGUGAACUUUUAGUGGUCACUAUGAUAGUAACAACAGAUAUGUCUGCAAAAGAAGUUAUUAACGAUUUUAAAGAAAAUUAUGGCAGAAUACGUAAGUUGCUGGAUGAAGACAGCAAGAAUGACCCCGAAAACGAACCGUAUUUAUCGAAAUACAAGGCUAAAGACCUACUCAAUAAUAUGCGCGAGGCAUUAUCAAAAGUUGCUAAUUACGACAAUGGACUAGACAGUGUUAAACUUGAUGCCAUGUUAGGCAUAGUCCUAUUGAAUAUUGGCAUUAUAAACAUGGAAACAGAGGAGCUAAGUGCGAGUGAACAAAUUUUAAAGGAAGCCGAAGAGUUGCUCGCUCCAAAUGCCAUGAAACCUGAAAUUGUGAUCACCAUUAUAAAUAUCCAAAACAAUUUAGGCAUCCUUUGGUCAAAUCGGGAUGAACCCGAAAAAGCUAAGUCAUUUUUACUAAAAGCAAAAGAGUUAUAUGAAAACUUCAAAUGUACACUGCAAAUGCCUUUGCCUAUAGAACAAAUCAUACACAAUGUUGGCGAAGCCGUAACUGGAGACUUUAUGUUGCUAGAGAAGGCUCACACACUUACGUUAUAUUAUUUGGCUCAGGUGUACGGCUCUUUAAAAGAAAAUUUGAAAUCAGCUAUAUAUUGUCACGUGACAUUGAGGAGGCAACUCCAAUACUCCGAUUAUGAGCCAAUUGACUGGGCACUGAAUUCGGCCACUUUAUCACAAUAUUUUGCAGAACAUAAUGGCUUCUUUCAAUCUAGGCAUCACUUGUCUGCAGCUUCUACAGUACUAGAUCAAUAUGAAACUAAGUUGAUGGAAACUGAAAUUGAAGAUGAAGUUUUCUUGGCUAAAAAGGAAACAUUUAAUCACAGGUCAGCAGACGUAGCCAGGUGCUGGGUAAAGUACUGUCUUCUCCUCAUGACAGCUUCUAAAACUAGGUUGAUGUCAGAUGAAGAAAACAUAGAAGAUGCUAGUACAGAUAUGUCGAACAUGCAGUUGGAGGAUAACGAAAAUAUUUGUGGGGGAGAUGUUAAAAAUUUAGUAUUUCCCGAUUUGGAUGUUUCCAAAUAUGAAGCAAAAAUUGUUGAUAAGUUUCUACUCACUUACCAAGAUGCCCGUGAAGUGUUCUUGUGCUGCCAAGGUUGGUUAGAGAAGGCUAAAGCCUAUUAUAAGUUGGAUUCCUUAGCAUGUGAUCACAUUGAGCUAGUGCAAGACAGUUCUCAAUCAUACUCCUACUUGGCUUUCUUUGAAGAGGACGAUGAAAGAAGAGCAAAGAUGCACAAAAGAAGAAUUGACAUGCUCGAGGAUCUCAUCAAAGAAGUGAACCCUCAGUACUAUCUAGAAUACUUUAGACAGCUGUGGUAUGAACUUGGUGAAAUUUAUUCUGAUAUACUGUCAAUAAAGCUGGAGAAACUAAACAAAUCAAAAGAGAAACCCACCCCACAUCUACUGAAGAAAAUCAAUUUACUGUGUGAAAAGAGUAUCGAAAAUUACACAAACUUCUUAGAUUCUCUCAAGGAUAAGAAUGGUCAAAUGCCAGAAAAAUUAGAACAUGAUGUUAUAAGACCUGUCAUAAGUGCUUAUGCUUUUAUAGGUAGGAACAGUAUGAAGAGAAUUGCAUUGGAUAAAGUUAUUCAGCAGGAUCACAUAAGGAAAAGUUAUCUCUCCUACAAAUCUGUUGUUGAUAUUUGUGCAAAGGACAAAGAUGCAGCUUUGAUGAUGAAAGAAGAAUACACCUUGUGUCAAGAGAUGGUGAAUAUUCUGGAAAUUAAAAUGAAGAAGCUUGAACGAGAGAUUGCAACAUCUCCAAAUCAAUAAUGUGUCUUGUAAGAUGACAGUUGAUUUAUCUGAUGUUCUCUGUAUGCAUUUCAUCAGUAAAAAUGUUGUGACCAGAAUGCGUAGCAUGGUCACCAUAGAAACAGUUUCUUUCUACGGAAGAAUAGUCAA